AUGUCUUCACUGCCGGACUGGCGAGAUGAGUAUCUCGCGUCCAUUAAAGAAGCAGAGAAGAACAGUCCCGUCAAUCGGGACCUGGUGGAAGCCUGCUCUCAACUCCAAGACCGAGUUGCUGCCCUUGAGGCGGAGAGGGACGCCCUAAAAGCAUCGGGAGCCUCAGCAGGCCCGUCCGCCUCCGACCCCGCCGCCCAAAGCGGAGACGGUGCGCAGUCGGCGGUCGUCGCGAGGCUCAGGUUUGACCUCGCCGAAGCCCUUGGGACUCAGGAGCGGCUGCAGUCUCGGCUGAGCCUGGCCGAGUCUGAGCUCGAGAGGUUGCGAGCCAAGACGGCCGAGGACGCCAAGACCAUCCGUACUAUCAACGCCCAGUGCGUUUCCUUGAGCACCAAGGUGAAGGAUAGGAACGAGGAGCUGCGGGAGAAGUCCAAGUUGGUCGAGUGCUAG
Messenger RNA from Pyricularia pennisetigena, 447 nucleotides. RefSeq lists its product as uncharacterized. The record is from RefSeq and is a predicted model, not a curated record. Bases 1 to 447 code for a protein of 148 amino acids. The transcript is spliced from 3 exons. Lineage: Eukaryota; Fungi; Ascomycota; Sordariomycetes; Magnaporthales; Pyriculariaceae.